Exophiala xenobiotica is the source of this 996-nucleotide messenger RNA. RefSeq lists its product as uncharacterized. Gene Ontology annotation, molecular function: peptidase inhibitor activity; phospholipid binding. Lineage: Eukaryota; Fungi; Ascomycota; Eurotiomycetes; Chaetothyriales; Herpotrichiellaceae. Gene Ontology annotation, biological process: regulation of Ras protein signal transduction; regulation of proteolysis. The record is from RefSeq and is a predicted model, not a curated record. The transcript has a single exon. Bases 226 to 927 code for a protein of 233 amino acids.
GCUCGUCGUGUGCUCAUCCUCCACCACCCUCCACCACCCUCAUUGCUCGUCGACCUCUUCUGAUCUUCCAUCUUGAAUGCGGGGAUUUCUGUGCUAUUACGACAUGGUGGUCAUGCUAAAGCCGUCUCUGUACUUAAUGUCUUCCAGCUCUUCCGUGGUGAGAGCAUAAAGGUUUCUUUUCUGCCCAUAGCACUCAUCUAAUCCUCGUCGUCCCUCGCUUCUACCAUGUUUUCUACAAGUCUUGCUUUGGCCGGCCUGCUGCUGGUCAACACAGUAUCCACCUUUCCAGCUCCUGGCGAGCAACAAGCCAUCAACAACCCUGAAAUAACCAUCAUAGAGCCAGAGUUCUCUCUGACUUCGACCAUCCGAGACACAUUGGUUGCUAACGAUGUCAUUGGCGACGUCCUCGACGACUUCGAGCCAUCAUACUAUAUCGAGGUCGACUAUCCCUCGAGUCACGAAAAGGUCCUUCUCGGCAAUGAUAUCCCGGUCGACGCUGUCUCCAAGAGACCAGUCUUCAAUUUCUAUUCGAUCAAUUCUCCAUCCAUCGAGGCAAAGAACUCGACUUUCACCCUCGCCCUGACAGACCCUGACGCAAAAUCCCGCAAGAAACCCAAGUGGUCGGAGAUGUGUCACUGGAUUCUGACAAACCUGACCACACCGAUCCCAGAACCACCCCCUGAGAUCCACGCGGCCAAACCAGGAGAGAUCAUGGAGUACUUGCCGCCGAGCCCACCACCAAAGACUGGUGCUCAUCGAUACGUCUUUGUUCUUCUGGAGGGUGAUUCGUCCAAUCUCAAGGCUCCUGAUGACCGCAAACACUGGGGCUACGGCAAGGUUCGACAUGGCGUGAGAGACUGGGCCGAAGAAAACAAUCUCAAAGUCGUGGGAGCCAACUUUUUCUUCGCCGAGAAUGAGAAGCAAUGAAUCUGAAGCUGAAUCUGGUACGGAGUACUCAUAGCAUGAAAUUGUCAUCGCUGUUGGUUUCCUUCAAAA